Molecule: messenger RNA, 1041 nt
Organism: Nanorana parkeri
Lineage: Eukaryota; Metazoa; Chordata; Amphibia; Anura; Dicroglossidae
Gene: DNASE1L3
Product: deoxyribonuclease 1 like 3
Exons: 8
Coding region: 50-940 (296 amino acids)
Biological process (GO): DNA catabolic process
Cellular component (GO): nucleus
Molecular function (GO): DNA nuclease activity
Source: RefSeq, a predicted model, not a curated record
AGAGAGAGACACAAAGGGCUGUGAACAUCCUUCCUGGAUAGAGAGAGCCAUGAAAUCGGUCGCUUUGUUGCUUGCCUUGUGUUUCUCUGGGGCUGCAAGCCUUCGAAUUUGCUCCUUUAAUGUCCAAAUUUUUGGAGAGGCCAAGGGCUCCAAGAAAGAAGUGAUGACUGUGCUACAGAAGAUUGUUUCUCGCUGUGACAUAAUGCUGCUGAUGGAGAUCAGAGACAGCAAAGACGUAGCCAUACAUGCUCUGAUGGCAAAACUCAACAGCCACACAAAAGGGAAACAUGAGUUUAACUUACUCAUUAGUGAGAGACUUGGCCGCAGUAUGUCCAAAGAGCAGUACGCCUUUAUUUAUAGAAAGAAUUCAGUGACAGUGAUAGACUUUUAUCAGUAUAAAGACCAGCAAGCCGGAGACGUGGACGUCUUUUCUAGAGAACCCUUUAUUGUCUGGUUUAAAUCCUUAAAUACGGAAGUGAACGACUUUGUCAUCAUCCCCCAGCACACAGUGCCUGAGGACGCCGUCCGCGAGAUCGAUGAACUCUAUGAUGUUUAUCUCGAAGUUCGACAGACAUGGAACACAGAGAACAUCAUCUUCAUGGGAGAUUUCAACGCCGGCUGCAGCUAUGUUCCCAAGAAGUCUUGGAAAAACAUACGCCUGAGGGCCAAUCCCGAGUUUGUCUGGUUGAUUGGGGAUAAAAUGGAUACAACAGUGAGAAGCACGACAAGAUGUGCCUAUGACAGGAUUGUUCUGCAUGGUGCGACACUGAUCAGCUCCAUAGUGCCAGACUCGGCGACUACAUUUGAUUUCACGCGGGCGUACAGAUUAACAGAGGAACAGGCCCUGGAGGUCAGUGAUCACUAUCCUGUGGAGUUCCAGCUGAAUGAGCCAAACAAUUCUCCUCGUAAAACAUCUCGAAGACGAGAUGGAAGAAGAUGAUACAUUUUACGCAUGGAGGAAGACGUUUAUAUAUUUUACACUCAGUGCUUGAUGUCAGGCCUAGAUUUAUAGCAAUAUAUUGCGCUGACAUAUAAUACAUA